CCCCAGCGCCAUCAGCACCUCCCCCAGCCCAGGCGGCUGGGGACCCUGCCUGGCUCUUGGGUGACUGCUGGCAAUGCUGAGCAGAGCUGUGUAGCCUUCAGAGGGCCUGGGGCCAGACUGCGACCAAGGGGACAUCAGAGAACAGAGCCUGAGACAGACUGAGCCCGAGACAGCCUGAGACAACAAGACUGAAGCACGGCGCCAGGCCCAUAGAGAGGAAGGGAGGAAGGAAGGAGAGAAGGAAAAAAGAAAACGGAUUAGGAUAAAAGAAAGAAAGAGGGGAGAAUUACAGAAAAGAGGGGAGGCAGGAUGAAAAGAGGGAGAGAGCAGGGAAAGGAAGGCGUGCAGAGAGCGAGCCGGAGGAAGGGCGGUGACAGGAAGGCAGGACGGGGUAGGGCGCGGGCUGGCCGAGCAGCCGUGGCAUUGUGCAGCCCGCUGGCUGGCCGGGCCUUUGCCGCAGGACCAGCUCCGGGCGCGGCGGCCACUUCUGUCUGGACACAAAGGAAGAAGAGGCCUUCUCUCCUGCCUCUCCCGGGCGACCUGCUGAGCUCAGGCCUGCGCUGGAAGCAGAAACUGAAUUCUCCUGGCCUGCGGCGAGGAGACCAGCGUCCUGCACCCACCCCAGGUGGGUACCCGGGAUCCCUACACACUAGGAGUCCAGCCGCUAAACCCAGCAGGAGUGAAACCCCCAGGGGCUGUGAACGUGGCCCUCUCAACGCCACGGCCUACAUUCCCACCGGCCCCCUGCCCAGCCGCCCCACAGCAAACGGGGCUAUUUCCAGCUCCCCCAGUCCGGUCCGGUUUCCCCGCCUGGGGAGUGGCUGGAGGCGGAGCGGCCCCAGAGCUAGGGGUGCUCUGCGCUCGGAGCCCCCGUGGCCUUGGGCGCCUGGUUACCCGAUCUUUGUGUGAUGUGUGUGUCGCAAGGAAAUUUGCAGUGACUUUGGAGCCCAGACUGAGGAAGCCGAGGUGGCGAAAGGAGAGACAAUAAGGGUCCGAAGUACAAUUAAGGGGCCAGAGCCGCUAGUCUCUCCCCCACCUUCCCUGCCAGACUAGGAGCUGUCUGGCCUCAAACCUCAGGGCAAGCCGCGAACCUGGAGCCGGAAACUCAGCCCAUGGUGGAGGGAACCAGAGGAUCCGGCAGCCAGAAAGCAGGAGGAAAGCUCCCUCCAACUUGGGCGCGCACCAAGCAGCUCCGCUGAGUUGCAGAGAAUCCAGUGAAUGAACGUGUACAUUCCGACGAAUUUGCCCGAUUUUUUCCAGCCUUUGGAAGGACAGCCUAGGGUUUGGGACGUCUCAGACGGACGGACAGACAGGCAGGCAGGCAAACCGCAUCUCCGGAGGCAGACAGACUCACAACAUGAGUGUGAGCCUGAAAUCGAAUACAGGUUCAACAUUCCCCAGGCCUCUGUGCCAGGCCGGGUGAGCGCCGAUCUCCCUACCUUCUCUCCCCUCCAGGGCGUUGGGCAGAGACCCGGAAGACUCGGUCCCUCUGGCUUGGUCCAAUCCCGCCUCGGGAAGCGCCUUCGUUACCUGCUCCUCGGCUCCCCACGGCCACAGAUGCAGGGAAGCCGCCUCCGCCGGGGGAGGGAAGCCCCGGCCACCGCAGCCGCCGCUGCCCGCCCUCCUUCCCUCCCUCCCUCUUCCUCGCCCUCCCUCCCUCUCUCCCUCCCUCGCGCGCUGCCGCUCGCGGGGCCCUCCCGCGGGCAACCUGUUCUGGACCAAAUCCAGGUAGCUCCGAAAGAGACAAAAAAGAAAGGACCUCUUACGUGGAAAAGAAAGAAAGAAAGACCUUUAACUGCAUUUAUUUUUCACGCUCUGACCCUUGAUGGGCCUCAGUUCAGACGUCCUGGGCCCGGCCCUGCAGCUGCACAAGUGUUCGGGGCCUGCCGCCUCGCCCACGCUGGCCGCCGCGCCCCGCGCGCUGCACACUCUGGGCCGCCGCCCCCGCAGCCCAAACACCAAACAGACCUCAAGGUCCUUACAACAGACUCAACCUCCGGUCGCCCGCCUCGCCGCUGGCCUCUGCCCAGGAGCCCGCUCCGCUCGGUCUGCGGCCAAAGUCCACACACAAUCCACCUUGUUCGCGCUCUCGCGCCCGGCCGGACACCCUUCCUAGCCAAGGCGCGCACUGGCCACCCUCGGGCCGCGGCCUUGCCCGGGGCUGCAAACCUCCUCCCCUGCACGGGACCCGCACAAAGCCCGGUGUCCUGACGCUCCCACCUGCAGCCCCCUGUCCUUGGCCCCGCUGCCCUUCACCUGUUCCCCAAAAGGGCUGCAUCUCCGAGCGAGCCGAGGCAGGCCGGUGGGCCCGGGCGGAGGGUGCUGGGGAGCCGAGGUCCCAGGGAGGCCACAGCGGCUCGGCCGGCUAAGCCGGAGCCCCCGCAGGCGGGCGAGAGAUCUCAGAGACCAAGGCUCUCCUUGGCGAGCUCUUGCCUUUUCCUCCUUCUCCUGCAAGUCUUAAACACACGCCGAGAGUUCAGCUCUAUAAAUCCUGCUCCUCUUUCCCAUAUCAUAAUUAAAAAAAAACAGUAGGGGAGGUUUUAACUUUUAUUGCGAUUUCUGGAGUUGGGCUGCGGAGCAUAUAUUAAGUUUACGCUUAUGCACUCUCGGCGGGGAGGGUUCUUUAAGAAAUA
This is a messenger RNA of Mesoplodon densirostris (Blainville's beaked whale), 2633 nucleotides long. RefSeq lists its product as uncharacterized. The transcript is spliced from 2 exons. NCBI's taxonomy places the organism in Eukaryota, Metazoa, Chordata, Mammalia, Artiodactyla, Ziphiidae. The coding region runs from base 1219 to 2211 and encodes 330 amino acids. The record is from RefSeq and is a predicted model, not a curated record.